AUGAGCAGAUGGGCGGAGGUCUACGACGCGGAGAUAGCAGGCGUAUCGUGGGCGACCCGCGAAGUCGAGGAGUACCUGAAGAAGACCGAAGCUCCGCUCAAGAGCGGUGACACAGUCCUCGGCAUCGGCACCGGCACCAUCUUCCUCUUCGGCCUCCAGAUUGCCGUCGCCAGCAGUACGACUGUCAUCGCGACUUCGUCGUCCAACAAUCAGCUCGCUGUCGUGCAGAAGCUCGACACGGGCGUCGAGGGCUACGUCAUCAUAGCGCUCAACGUCACCGAAGUAAUUUACCUUAACAAGGCGCUGGCGCUCUUGGAUACGGGUGUCUCCGCGUCCGACAGGAGGCUUGUUGUGGUGCGUUGUCUCUUCGCAUCUAUGAGCGUAUUCUUUCCUCGCGAACCCUUCGGCCCCUUCACAGAUGCUGACCCCACCAACACCAACAUACUACGUGAUAUGGCGACGCAGAUCGUCACCCUCGUGGUAGGUUUCAUCCUCAUCUACUUCGAGAGCACGAUCCUUCAGCUCUCGAAGAUUGACCAGACGGAGCUCACGGUGCUCGACGGCCGCUGGACCAUCCUCCUGAGGGACACAGAGGGCCCUGUCUGUCGGGUUCUGCGGUAUUUAUCGACAUCCAAACCUGCGUCGGCACGCACAACACCGAUGGUCCUAGGCUGA
Messenger RNA from Fomitopsis serialis, 675 nucleotides. RefSeq lists its product as uncharacterized. The coding region runs from base 1 to 675 and encodes 224 amino acids. Lineage: Eukaryota; Fungi; Basidiomycota; Agaricomycetes; Polyporales; Fomitopsidaceae. The record is from RefSeq and is a predicted model, not a curated record. The transcript has 5 exons.